Messenger RNA from Caenorhabditis elegans, 7325 nucleotides. It is a transcript of the gene daf-2, whose product is annotated as Insulin-like receptor subunit beta. Lineage: Eukaryota; Metazoa; Nematoda; Chromadorea; Rhabditida; Rhabditidae. The coding region runs from base 164 to 5950 and encodes 1928 amino acids. Gene Ontology annotation, cellular component: axon; membrane. The record is from RefSeq and is marked reviewed. Gene Ontology annotation, molecular function: ATP binding; transmembrane receptor protein tyrosine kinase activity; protein kinase activity. Gene Ontology annotation, biological process: insulin-like growth factor receptor signaling pathway. The transcript is spliced from 19 exons.
UUUUCUUCGAUUUUUCUCAAUAUUCCAGCUAUUUUUCACGGAUUUUUAUCAUUUUUUCGACAAAACUCCAAGAGCACACAUCUGAUCGUCGGAUUCUACUGUACUCCCCGAAAAACCAACAAAAAACACAAGUUUUUGAACACUUGUAAAUGCAGACAGAACGAUGACGAGAAUGAAUAUUGUCAGAUGUCGGAGACGACACAAAAUUUUGGAAAAUUUGGAAGAAGAGAAUCUCGGCCCGAGCUGCUCGUCGACGACUUCAACAACCGCUGCCACCGAAGCUCUCGGAACAACCACUGAGGAUAUGAGGCUUAAGCAGCAGCGAAGCUCGUCGCGUGCCACGGAGCACGAUAUUGUCGACGGCAAUCACCACGACGACGAGCACAUCACAAUGAGACGGCUUCGACUUGUCAAAAAUUCGCGGACGCGGCGUAGAACGACGCCCGAUUCAAGUAUGGACUGCUAUGAGGAAAACCCGCCAUCACAAAAAACUUCAAUAAAUUAUUCUUGGAUUUCUAAAAAGUCAUCAAUGACGUCAUUAAUGCUUUUACUGCUAUUCGCUUUUGUACAGCCGUGUGCCUCAAUAGUCGAAAAACGAUGCGGCCCAAUCGAUAUUCGAAAUAGGCCGUGGGAUAUUAAGCCGCAAUGGUCGAAACUUGGUGAUCCGAACGAAAAAGAUUUGGCUGGUCAGAGAAUGGUCAACUGCACAGUGGUGGAAGGUUCGCUGACAAUCUCAUUUGUACUGAAACACAAGACAAAAGCACAAGAAGAAAUGCAUCGAAGUCUACAGCCAAGAUAUUCCCAAGACGAAUUUAUCACUUUUCCGCAUCUACGUGAAAUUACUGGAACUCUGCUCGUUUUUGAGACUGAAGGAUUAGUGGAUUUGCGUAAAAUUUUCCCAAAUCUUCGUGUAAUUGGAGGCCGUUCGCUGAUUCAACACUAUGCGCUGAUAAUUUAUCGAAAUCCGGAUUUGGAGAUCGGUCUUGACAAGCUUUCCGUAAUUCGAAAUGGUGGUGUACGGAUAAUCGAUAAUCGAAAACUGUGCUACACGAAAACGAUUGAUUGGAAACAUUUGAUCACUUCUUCCAUCAACGAUGUUGUCGUUGAUAAUGCUGCCGAGUACGCUGUCACUGAGACUGGAUUGAUGUGCCCACGUGGAGCUUGCGAAGAGGAUAAAGGCGAAUCAAAGUGUCAUUAUUUGGAGGAAAAGAAUCAGGAACAAGGUGUCGAAAGAGUUCAGAGUUGUUGGUCGAACACCACUUGCCAAAAGUCUUGUGCUUAUGAUCGUCUUCUUCCAACGAAAGAAAUCGGACCGGGAUGUGAUGCGAACGGCGAUCGAUGUCACGAUCAAUGCGUGGGCGGUUGUGAGCGUGUGAAUGAUGCGACAGCAUGCCACGCGUGCAAGAAUGUCUAUCACAAGGGAAAGUGUAUCGAAAAGUGUGAUGCUCACCUGUACCUUCUCCUUCAACGUCGUUGUGUGACCCGUGAGCAGUGUCUGCAGCUGAAUCCGGUGCUCUCGAACAAAACAGUGCCUAUCAAGGCGACGGCAGGCCUUUGCUCGGAUAAAUGUCCCGAUGGUUAUCAAAUCAACCCGGAUGAUCAUCGAGAAUGCCGAAAAUGCGUUGGCAAGUGUGAGAUUGUGUGCGAGAUCAAUCACGUCAUUGAUACGUUUCCGAAGGCACAGGCGAUCAGGCUAUGCAAUAUUAUUGACGGAAAUCUGACGAUCGAGAUUCGCGGAAAACAGGAUUCGGGAAUGGCGUCCGAGUUGAAGGAUAUAUUUGCGAACAUUCACACGAUCACCGGCUACCUGUUGGUACGUCAAUCGUCACCGUUUAUCUCGUUGAACAUGUUCCGGAAUUUACGACGUAUUGAGGCAAAGUCACUGUUCAGAAAUCUAUAUGCUAUCACAGUUUUUGAAAAUCCGAAUUUAAAAAAGCUAUUCGAUUCAACGACGGAUUUGACGCUUGAUCGUGGAACUGUGUCAAUUGCCAAUAACAAGAUGUUAUGCUUCAAGUAUAUCAAGCAGCUAAUGUCAAAGUUAAAUAUACCACUCGAUCCGAUAGAUCAAUCAGAAGGGACAAAUGGUGAGAAGGCAAUCUGUGAGGAUAUGGCAAUCAACGUGAGCAUCACAGCGGUCAACGCGGACUCGGUCUUCUUUAGUUGGCCCUCAUUCAACAUUACCGAUAUAGAUCAGCGAAAGUUUCUCGGCUACGAGCUCUUCUUCAAAGAAGUCCCACGAAUCGAUGAGAACAUGACGAUCGAAGAGGAUCGAAGUGCGUGUGUCGAUUCGUGGCAGAGUGUCUUCAAACAGUACUACGAGACGUCGAACGGUGAACCGACCCCGGACAUUUUUAUGGAUAUUGGACCGCGCGAGCGAAUUCGGCCGAAUACGCUCUACGCGUACUAUGUGGCGACGCAGAUGGUGUUGCAUGCCGGUGCGAAGAACGGUGUAUCGAAGAUUGGUUUUGUGAGGACGAGCUACUAUACGCCUGAUCCUCCGACGUUGGCACUAGCGCAAGUCGAUUCGGACGCUAUUCAUAUUACGUGGGAAGCGCCGCUCCAACCGAACGGAGACCUCACGCAUUACACAAUUAUGUGGCGUGAGAAUGAAGUGAGCCCGUACGAGGAAGCCGAAAAGUUUUGUACAGAUGCAAGCACCCCCGCAAAUCGACAACACACGAAAGAUCCGAAAGAGACGAUUGUAGCCGAUAAGCCAGUCGAUAUUCCGUCAUCACGUACCGUAGCUCCGACACUUUUGACUAUGAUGGGUCACGAAGAUCAGCAGAAAACGUGCGCUGCAACGCCCGGUUGUUGUUCGUGUUCGGCUAUCGAAGAAUCAUCGGAACAGAACAAGAAGAAGCGACCGGAUCCGAUGUCGGCGAUCGAAUCAUCUGCAUUUGAGAAUAAGCUGUUGGAUGAGGUUUUAAUGCCGAGAUGCGACAUAAAAAAUGAUCCUGUUGGAUGUGCAAUGCUUCUUCUACCACCUGAAAUUGAUGAUUCUGAUGUUGGUGAUGACGAUGAAGAGCCCGGCGGAGGCAGUGAGCAACAACAACGGAUUCUACGAAAUUCCGAGAUUCUGAAACGGCAAAAACGUCAGAUUUUGGGGCGCAGCCUUGGUGGAAUUCAUGGAAUUCGAUCGAUUGGACGGAAAGAAUAUGAACAGUUUGCUGAUAUGAUUUUAGACACGAUGCGAGUGAGACGAUCAAUUGAAGACGCGAAUCGAGUCAGUGAAGAGUUGGAAAAAGCUGAAAAUUUGGGAAAAGCUCCAAAAACUCUCGGUGGAAAGAAGCCGCUGAUCCAUAUUUCGAAGAAGAAGCCGUCGAGCAGCAGCACCACAUCCACACCGGCUCCAACGAUCGCAUCAAUGUAUGCCUUAACAAGGAAACCGACUACGGUGCCGGGAACAAGGAUUCGGCUCUACGAGAUCUACGAACCUUUACCCGGAAGCUGGGCGAUUAAUGUAUCAGCUCUGGCAUUGGAUAAUAGUUAUGUGAUACGAAAUUUGAAGCAUUACACACUUUAUGCGAUUUCUCUAUCCGCGUGCCAAAACAUGACAGUACCCGGAGCAUCUUGCUCAAUAUCCCAUCGUGCGGGAGCAUUGAAACGAACAAAACACAUCACAGACAUUGAUAAAGUGUUGAAUGAAACAAUUGAAUGGAGAUUUAUGAAUAAUAGUCAACAAGUCAACGUGACGUGGGAUCCACCGACUGAAGUGAAUGGUGGAAUAUUCGGUUAUGUUGUAAAGCUUAAGUCAAAAGUCGAUGGAUCAAUUGUUAUGACGAGAUGUGUCGGUGCGAAGAGAGGAUAUUCAACACGGAAUCAGGGUGUCCUAUUCCAGAAUUUGGCCGAUGGACGUUAUUUUGUCUCAGUAACGGCGACCUCUGUACACGGCGCUGGACCGGAAGCCGAAUCCUCCGACCCAAUCGUCGUCAUGACGCCAGGCUUCUUCACUGUGGAAAUCAUUCUCGGCAUGCUUCUCGUCUUUUUGAUUUUAAUGUCAAUUGCCGGUUGUAUAAUCUACUACUACAUUCAAGUACGCUACGGCAAAAAAGUGAAAGCUCUAUCUGACUUUAUGCAAUUGAAUCCCGAAUAUUGUGUGGACAAUAAGUACAAUGCAGACGAUUGGGAGCUACGGCAGGAUGAUGUUGUGCUCGGACAACAGUGUGGAGAGGGAUCAUUCGGAAAAGUGUACCUAGGAACUGGAAAUAAUGUUGUUUCUCUGAUGGGUGAUCGUUUCGGACCGUGUGCUAUUAAGAUUAAUGUAGAUGAUCCAGCGUCGACUGAGAAUCUCAACUAUCUCAUGGAAGCUAAUAUUAUGAAGAACUUUAAGACUAACUUUAUCGUCAAACUGUACGGAGUUAUCUCUACUGUACAACCAGCGAUGGUUGUGAUGGAAAUGAUGGAUCUUGGAAAUCUCCGUGACUAUCUCCGAUCGAAACGCGAAGACGAAGUGUUCAAUGAGACGGACUGCAACUUUUUCGACAUAAUCCCGAGGGAUAAAUUCCAUGAGUGGGCCGCACAGAUUUGUGAUGGUAUGGCGUACCUGGAGUCGCUCAAGUUUUGCCAUCGAGAUCUCGCCGCACGUAAUUGCAUGAUAAAUCGGGAUGAGACUGUCAAGAUUGGAGAUUUCGGAAUGGCUCGUGAUCUAUUCUAUCAUGACUAUUAUAAGCCAUCGGGCAAGCGUAUGAUGCCUGUUCGAUGGAUGUCACCCGAGUCGUUGAAAGACGGAAAGUUUGACUCGAAAUCUGAUGUUUGGAGCUUCGGAGUUGUUCUCUAUGAAAUGGUUACACUCGGUGCUCAGCCAUAUAUUGGUUUGAGUAAUGAUGAGGUGUUGAAUUAUAUUGGAAUGGCCCGGAAGGUUAUCAAGAAGCCCGAAUGUUGUGAAAACUAUUGGUAUAAGGUGAUGAAAAUGUGCUGGAGAUACUCACCUCGGGAUCGUCCGACGUUCCUCCAGCUCGUUCAUCUUCUAGCAGCUGAAGCUUCACCAGAAUUCCGAGAUUUAUCAUUUGUCCUAACCGAUAAUCAAAUGAUCCUUGACGAUUCAGAAGCACUGGAUCUUGAUGAUAUUGAUGAUACUGAUAUGAAUGAUCAGGUUGUCGAGGUGGCACCGGAUGUUGAGAACGUCGAGGUUCAGAGUGAUUCGGAACGUCGGAAUACGGAUUCAAUACCGUUGAAACAGUUUAAGACGAUCCCUCCGAUCAAUGCGACGACGAGUCAUUCGACAAUAUCGAUUGAUGAGACACCGAUGAAAGCGAAGCAGCGAGAAGGAUCGCUGGAUGAGGAGUACGCAUUGAUGAAUCAUAGUGGAGGUCCGAGUGAUGCGGAAGUUCGGACGUAUGCUGGUGAUGGAGAUUAUGUGGAGAGAGAUGUUCGAGAGAAUGAUGUGCCAACGCGACGAAAUACUGGUGCAUCAACAUCAAGUUACACAGGUGGUGGUCCAUAUUGCCUAACAAAUCGUGGUGGUUCAAAUGAACGAGGAGCCGGUUUCGGUGAAGCAGUACGAUUAACUGAUGGUGUUGGAAGUGGACAUUUAAAUGAUGAUGAUUAUGUUGAAAAAGAGAUAUCAUCCAUGGAUACGCGCCGGAGCACGGGCGCCUCGAGCUCUUCCUACGGUGUUCCACAGACGAAUUGGAGUGGAAAUCGUGGUGCCACGUAUUAUACGAGUAAAGCUCAACAGGCAGCAACUGCAGCAGCAGCAGCAGCAGCAGCUCUCCAACAGCAACAAAAUGGUGGUCGAGGCGAUCGAUUAACUCAACUACCCGGAACUGGACAUUUACAAUCGACACGUGGUGGACAAGAUGGAGAUUAUAUUGAAACUGAACCGAAAAAUUAUAGAAAUAAUGGAUCUCCAUCGCGAAACGGCAACAGCCGUGACAUUUUCAACGGACGUUCGGCUUUCGGUGAAAAUGAGCAUCUAAUCGAGGAUAAUGAGCAUCAUCCACUUGUCUGAAACCCCCAAAAAAUCCCGCCUCUUAAAUUAUAAAUUAUCUCCCACAUUAUCAUAUCUCUACACGAAUAUCGGAUUUUUUUUCAGAUUUUUUCUGAAAAAUUCUGAAUAAUUUUACCCCAUUUUUCAAAUCUCUGUAUUUUUUUUUGUUAUUACCCCCCAUAUACAUUGUGACGAGUCCUAAGACAAGAGCCCCCUUGCAACAAAAAACCAUCAAAAACUUCCCGUGAAUUCCAUAGAUAGUGUCUUUCAAACAAGAUUUUUUUCUGAGUUUGUACGUUCGCUGACGAAAAUUUCAUGUGAAAAAUUGAAUUUUUGUCGAUUUUUUGAGCUUAAAAUCGAUAAUUUUUGAAUUUCCCGGUAAAAAACGAUAAUGUAUCGAUUUUCUUUUUGCAAAAAUCGAUAAUUUUUCGAUUUUUGAAAAAAAUUUUGAUUUAUCGAAAUUCCGGUAAAAUUUGGAUUUUUUUUUCUGAAAAUCGAUAAUUCGAUGAAAAAAUUGAUUUUCGACAAAAUAAUCAAUAUUUUAUCGAUUUUUGACGAUUUUUUUCCAAAAUUUCUUAAAAUCGAUUAAAUAUUUUUUUUUUCAUUUUUGGAAAUCGUUUUGAUUUUUUGAAGAAAAUUUUUUAAUUUUUAAAUUUUUUUUUUAAAUUUUUUAUUUAAUUUUAAUUUUUUAUCGAAUUUUCCAACAAAAAAAUUCGAAAAUCGAUAAAAAAUUCCAACAAAAAAAAAUUUAUUUUAAAGAUUUUUUCAAAAAUCAGAAAAAAAAACAAUCAGUUUUUCGAAAAAUGGAUAAUUUUUUGAUUUUUCCAAAAAAAAUUCUGAAAAUCAAUAGAAAAUUUAAAAAAAAACUACCGUUUUUUCAGAAAAUUGUUGAAUUUUUCUGAAUUUUUUUUCCGAAAAUCUGAAAAAAUCGAUAAAAUCUCAAUUUCCCCCUCAAAAAAAAACCAGCGAACGUAUAUCUUUUUAAAAAAUUUCAAAAUUCCCCCUCUCUCUCUCCUUAUACAUAUUACUUCUCUCUGUGAGCAAUUUAUUUAAAAUAUUGUUUAAAAAAACGAGAAACUUGAUUUUAUUUUGCGGGUUUCAUUUCUCUACAAACCCCCCACAAAAAUCGGUGAUUUUUCGAAUUUUCUUUGUAUUUUUUUUAUUUUUCGAUUUUUUCUUCUCCCUCUCCCUGACACUACCAGAUAUUCUCAUGACUAACUUCCACCAAAAUAUAUACCUCUAUUCUCUGUAUUUUGUGCUCUGUGUCCCCUCUUUUUCUCCCUCAAAAAAUUAUAUAUCUCAGUCAAUACACACAAACCAUAUUAUGUUCUCUUAGAGCCCUGAAAUAUUGGCUAAUUUCAACCAAAAAAAUCAAUCAAUACAAGAAAUUGAGUAU